ACUGCACCACAACGACCGAUUUGAGAUUUGCAUGCGCCGUGCUUUCAGGAUUUCUGCUCUUCUGUAAUUGUUGGUGUAAGAUGGUUUAUACAGAAGAAUAUAUUAAAUCGAAAUUAAUUAAAGAACUUGAAGCAUCACAUGUUGUAAGUAACAUUCUUGUUCAAGAACACCAGUGUUAAAGCGUCCUGCCGGUGGAAGCUUCACGAUUGAGACUCAAACACUUAUAGAAAUUUUCCAGCUUUGAAAAUGACAGACAGAGUUAGUAGACGUGUUUGUUUGAUUUUGGUCGUCUCUGUGGCGAUCUUUUUACGAUGGUGCGUCUCAUUGUUUUCUUACUCAGGACAAAAUAAACCGCCUAUGUUCGGUGACUAUGAAGCUCAAAGACAUUGGAUGGAAAUCACUUUGAAUCUGCCUACGAAAGAGUGGUACUUUAACACUUCCAACAAUGACUUACAGUACUGGGGGCUUGACUAUCCCCCACUGACAGCUUACCACAGCUUAAUUUGCGGCUAUGUAGCUCGAUACAUAAAUCCGGAAUUUGUGGCCCUGAAGGUCUCACGUGGUUACGAAAGCUAUGAACACAAGUUAUUUAUGAGAGCAACUGUAGUUGUAGCGGAUCUCCUUGUAUAUAUACCUGCUCUGUGCUGUUAUUUUUCAGACAAAAGCAGAGGCCAGAUAAACAAAUUUAACAAACCGAGCAGCCAAAAGGCAAGGCACGACACAUAUGUUGCUGAACUGUUUCUAGCACUAAUUUAUCCUGGUAUUAUACUUAUUGACCAUGGACACUUUCAAUACAAUGGAGUCUCUCUGGGAUUUAUGGUUGCAGCUGUUGCUGCAUUGCUUCAAAGUAAACUGCUGGUUGCGGCAAUGGCAUUCUGUUUGGCAUUGAAUUACAAGCAAAUGGAAUUAUACCAUUCAUUGCCUUUCUUCUGCUAUAUGUUAGGAGUUUGUUUAUCGACGAAGAAAAAACUGCUAGCAUUAAAAAAAUUACUGUGUAUUGCAAGUGUUGUAAUCCCAACUUUUAUUUUGGUUUGGGUUCCAUUUCUUAGUAAUAUAGAUGUGAUCUUGCAAGUUCUUCGCCGUCUUUUCCCAUUGUAUCGUGGUGUUUUUGAAGACAAAGUAGCAAAUGUGUGGUGUGCUUUAAACAUUGUAUACAAACUCCGGAAUGUGGACCAUCUGAUUAUGGCAAAAAUUUGCCUCGUUUCCACUCUACUUGCUGUAACGCCUAGCUGCCUUGAUCUUUUGCUACACCCAGAAAAAAAUAAAUUUUUGCUGGCACUAAUUAAUUCUUCACUUGCAUUUUUCCUGUUUUCUUUCCAUGUCCAUGAAAAAAGCAUCCUCCUUGCAGCCAUUCCUGCUAUUCUGUAUUUUCCAAUUGAACCAUUCCCAGUAUUUUGGUUUCUUUUAGUGUCAAAUUUCAGUAUGUUGCCAUUAAUAUUGAAAGAUAAUGUUCUUAUACCAUUUGUAGCAUUAACAAUAUUCUAUUUCAUGUCCGUAAUAGUUAUUGUUGACAUAGAAUUUGGUUGUGAUGGGAUGAGGUUGAAAUCUGACAGUGGACCUGUAGUAUCAAAGAGUAAUGUGAAUCAGAAAUCACAGACAAAAGUGAAAUUGAAGAAACAGUUGUCAAAUGAAAAAUGGCUUAGUUAUGCAUUUAUGGCUUCAAUAAUCGGUUGUGUUGUAUUAACUGUCUGUAGCAUAUUUAUAAAGCCACCCCAGAAGUAUCCUGAUUUAUUUCCCCUUAUUGUGUCUGUGUAUUCAUGUGCUCACUUCUUGCUCUUCUUUUUGUAUUUCAUGUAUCGCCAAAUAUCACCAGACACCCAUGUUUGUUUGAAAUGUGAUUAAUCAUUGAAUUUUGUGAUACCUAUUCUAAAAAAAUUACUUUACUGUUCACUAUUAAGGUUUUAGUAAAACUUGUUACACGGAAUUUCUCGAUUACGGUACAUUCUGUGAGGGCAAAACAAUCACCAAUUCUUAUUUGAUCAGUUAUUUAGUUUUUUUUUUAAUCACAGUAAUAAAUUUUGAAUAUUGUAAUAAUUGGUGGAUUUAACAUUUAUGAACAGAUAGGUGAAGCCCUGUGGAAAAAGACUAUGAGAAACUUGCAUUUGUUAUUUCAUGUGGAUUGCUGGUAAUUAUUUACUUUUCUAUAGGACUUUUUCAGGAAUAGAAAGUUAUCUGUGUAGUUUUAUAUUGAUGUACACUGUUCUGCAAUUUGCCACUAGCGCAAAUCACAUGUUACCUUCUAGUUUGUAACAGUAGUACAUAAAAAUUUUGUUUUAUUUUGUCUUUUAAUUUGAAACGCCAUUGAAGUGUGUUGAUCUCAGUAGUUUAGGGCACUUUUGUAGCUGAUGGGCAGAUUUGUGUGUCAGAGUUAAUUUUGAUAUAUAUAUGCUGGACCAAAGCAUUCUGUAACUAAAAUUAUUUUUAUACUGCAUUAUUGUUGUGUACAUACAUAAAAGGCUGUACAAUUAUGUAAAUAAGCCAAAUGAAUUAAAUAUUAUUGUUAUGGAAA
Schistocerca piceifrons (Central American locust) is the source of this 2509-nucleotide messenger RNA. RefSeq names its product probable dolichyl pyrophosphate Man9GlcNAc2 alpha-1,3-glucosyltransferase (gene gny). The transcript has a single exon. Lineage: Eukaryota; Metazoa; Arthropoda; Insecta; Orthoptera; Acrididae. Bases 247 to 1842 code for a protein of 531 amino acids. Gene Ontology annotation, cellular component: endoplasmic reticulum membrane. Gene Ontology annotation, molecular function: dolichyl pyrophosphate Man9GlcNAc2 alpha-1,3-glucosyltransferase activity. The record is from RefSeq and is a predicted model, not a curated record. Gene Ontology annotation, biological process: protein N-linked glycosylation.